AUGGCCGGGCUUCAAAUUGACAUCUAUGUCAGCAUCGGCAUCACGUGGCUCGCGGCUUUAGUAGCGCUUUCAAUGCGAAUGGUUGCACGGCAAUUAACGGGCAUCAAGUGGUGGCUCGACGACUGCUUCUCGAUUCUAGCAUUCAUCGUUCCCUUCAACGACUGCAUUGACAUUUUCUUACCAGGGACACUGCACUGGUCACUCGGAAAGCGCAUGCCCGAUUCUCUAGGCGACCCGGCUCGACAGGCUGUCCUGUACCAGGCCCGAAAACUUGGAUUCUUCAACUCGCUUUGUUACGCCACAUCGCUCGCCUUCUCCAAAAUGUCUAUACUGCUUUUUUACUGGAGAUUGUUCAAGCUCUCUGCUAUCCGGUUACCCAUCUUAAUCCUUCUGAUUAUAGCCCCAACAUGGCUCAUCUUUCGAACGUUCAUGCUAGCCUUCCGCUGCGUCCCUACGCGCGCGAUCUGGGACAAGUCAAUACCCGCAACUUGCAAAAUCGAUGGCGAUAAGUUCUUCCUGGCCACAAUUACUACGCACUUCAUGCUGGAUAUGAUCAUCCUAGUCCUUCCCAUGGUUCCAGUCUGCCGCCUCCGAAUGCCGCUACAGCAGAAACUAGCCGUUGCGAGCUUCUUCCUACUCGGCGCCAUUGUCUGUAUAGCAUCCUGCAUUGUACUUGUGAUUCUCAUCCGCUUUCCGGCCGAUACGAAGCAACUGCCGUACGACUAUGCAACAUUUUGUAUCUGGGGGGCAGUCGAGGUCAACAUCGCCGUUGUGUCUGGGUGCUGUCCCUUGUUGCGACCAGUGAUCCGAUACAUAUGCCCAGGUCUUUUCGGUAGCACUUGGGCGACUCGCCAGACUACCACUGCGUCUGGAAGGGCGAUACGACUGGGCAAGACUUUGAAGAUCAAUAGAACAGAGGAAGAUGGCGACUCAAGCUCAACGCGCAACCUCGCAUAGAGGGGAGACAUUUUCUCGAUCGCGAACAUGUACCAGAAGAAGUUCAUGCGGUCGUCUCAAGGAACUCAGAUGAUCGGGAUAAAUUGAAUACAACCGCGCAAUCAGCUUCAAAUAACGAC
Molecule: messenger RNA, 1076 nt
Organism: Didymella exigua CBS 183.55
Lineage: Eukaryota; Fungi; Ascomycota; Dothideomycetes; Pleosporales; Didymellaceae
Exons: 4
Coding region: 1-957 (318 amino acids)
Source: RefSeq, a predicted model, not a curated record